AUGGGCCUUCGCCCUCUCUUUGGCUCGCGCGCCAGCGUCAACGACAUCCACGAUAGCUUCGGCACCACGCUCGAGGCUGUCAAGACCAGCGAGAGCGAGCACGCCGAUCCCCUAGAGCAGCAACAUUCCAGCCAUGCCGCUUCAUCUGCACAGGAAGAACCACUGUCGCCCCAAAGUUCCCAACCUCAAGGCGGCAACGGCCUCGCCGGCUUUCUCAAUGGUGCCGCCCUCAUGUCGCACAAGGACUCUCAGUCCAGGUCCGAAGAUCGCCACGACAACGACGUCGCUGUGCCCUUAGAUUCUCAGGCUCAGAAAUCUGACGUCGCUGCCGUCGAUGCCAACUCCUCCGAUGACGCUGCUGCCUGGAAGAAAUCACGCAACGAGGCCGAGACAUCCGACCGUUACGAGUCGUCACGCGCGCGUUCAAAGCUAGGCAGGACGCUCAAAAAGGUCGACGCCAAGAUCCGAUCCACCAUCGGCGUCAAUGCUCCUCCCACAGCUCAAGAGAUGAGGAGCCCCUAUUCCGUCGGAAACAACGAUCAUCUCACCAGUCAAAACAAUCUUGGAGCUGCUGAGCUCCUCAACGACGCUCGCUUAGAGACCCUGCAGCAUCUGUCCGACGAUGAAGAAGAUGACAGCGACGACCAAGACGAGGACGACGGCGACGACGAGGAGCACACCUUGCACGACAAGAGUGACCAGCAUAUCGAGAACGAUGACGACGAUGCAAAGACGCUUCGCGACUCAGACACUGGUCCCGAUCCUGCCAAGAUCCAGGAGCAUGUAGCCAAGCUCGAUAACGCCAAUUCCAGUGCUGAGCACCGUCGCUCCGGCUCCAUGGAAGGUGUGCGACCUGGCGACAGCAUUCGCACGCGUGCACCCGUCGAGAUCUCGGCAGAGGACAAGAUGAAGGCCAUCAUCGAAGAGUUUGGCGAGUGUCCCUCUGUCUCGCAGCCCAACGAGCCCGAAAAGCUCAUUGUAGAUCACAACGGCGUCCUCAUGAAGACGGUUCUCAUCAAGGGCAGCCUCUUCCUGACAAAUCGUCGUGUAUGCUUCCUCGCUUACAUUCCCGAUGCCGCGUCCAACAACGACAACGCCGUCGAGCACCAUCAAGCCGGACUUGCUACCGGCAAAGACUCUUCCGCCGUUCGCGCGCCUUCCGAUCCCAAUGUCGACAACCCCAUCCUCAAGUCCGGCCCCGCUGUCAUCCACAGACCAGGCAAGCUGAGACCAAAGCGCCGCGUGUGGAUGGAGCUGCGCAAGGACUCGUUCAACGCAUACUCUGCCAGCAAUAAGCUCUACAAACCUCUUCUCUCUGCGCGUCUCUCCAAUCUCUAUGCUAUUCUCCCCGUCGACUGGGCCCAACCCAACGUUAUCCGCUUCGUCGAAGGUCUCAAGUACAGCUCUGUCGAGUUCAAGACCCAGGAGGCCGCGCUCGACUGGCGCAAGGAGCUCGAAGCCGCCGCCUUUCACGCCCGCAACACUGCCGAAAAGGUUCGCAUCAGCAUCCCUCUCGAACGCAUCGUCGGCACAGACGCCGCCGACUUUAUGCACGUCGCCAGAAUCCUCCACGUCGACGUCCUCGUUGGCGCCGUCACCGACUCCGAGAUAGCUCAAAUAGAACAAGAGCAUCGCGAACGUGCAGACGGUCAUCACAUCGGUCGUAGCUGGUCCAGCGGCAAUUCUUUCCUCACUUGCCCCAAAAACCCAGGAUUCAAGUGCCACGUCACUCAGGUCGCCUUUGGCGUCACUCACAAUCGCGCCGCAUUCAUCGACCUUCUUCGAGAAGCUCUCAAAGCCUCCAGGUCCGUACAGCACAACCUGGGAUACAAAGAGAUGCUUCAAGCGUUGCCGUCCCCGCUCCUCGAUCUUCAAGGCGAGGCGGACGUCGAAGAGGGAGCUGCCGACAGCAGCACCUCGCACGACGAUCAGAAAAGCUCGCUCGCAGACAAAUUUUGCCAUGCCUUUGGCCUCCCAACUCGCGCCGACGAGCUCCAUCUCGUCAAGGCGGAGCUGGUUCGAACCCUACACACGCACGGAACCAUCGCCAUCGGCCUCGACUAUUUGCUCUUCUGGCGCAGGGCUGUCGGACGUGAUCUCAAGAUCAAAGUGCCUCUCAACGACCUGCAAGGUGUCGACACGUAUCGCUCCAUGCUCUGGCAUCACUUUGGUCUCGUGGUACACAUCAGGGCGCAUGCAGACAUGCACUUCGACUUCACCUCCAAAGAGAACCGAGACAUGACGCUCCACAAGCUCCAGAGCUUCAUCGAUGCCAAGCAGAAGCAGAGCAAGGAGAGCAAGAACAAUGCCGACGGUCAAGCUCUCGAGAGCGGUGCCAAGUCUGCCGACGGAGUUCAGACCACGCCCAGCAAGAAGGGCCCCGCGGAAACACUCUUGCACGAUGCUGCCGCCGAAGUGCCCGUGUUCGAACCAGAUGUGCUCGCCCUGUUGCCAAAGGUGGUCAACAUGGAUCGCGACGCCAUGCGCGACGCGAUUCGUAUUUCGCCCAUGCGCAUCUACUGCCUCACAAUUGGCUCGCGCGGUGACGUGCAGCCGUACAUUGCGCUGUGCAAGGCGCUCAAGGAGCAUGGUCAUACACCGGUGAUCGUCUCGCAUCCUGAAUACCGCGGAUGGGUCGAAGGGCAUGGCAUCGAGUAUCGCGGUGUAGGUGGCGACCCUGCGGCUCUAAUGAAGCUCAGUGUGGAGCAUCGGAUCUUUUCGCCCGCCUUUUUCAAAGAGAGCAUUGGCAAAUUCCGUGUUUGGCUCGACGAGCUGCUGCGAGAAUGCUGGGAGGAAUGCCAGGGUGCAGACCUCCUCAUCGAGAGCCCUUCCACCAUGGCUGGCAUCCACGUUGCCGAAGGCCUCGGCAUCCCGUACUUCCGCGCUUUCACCAUGCCGUGGACAAAAACGUCGGCGUACCCGCAGGCGUUCAGCGUUCCAUCGAUCGAGAUGGGCCCGAGCUACAAUUCUUCGUCGUACACGCUGUUUGACCAGGUCAUGUGGGUCGCCACGAGUGGUCAGAUCAAUCGUUGGAGGAAGCACAUGGUGGGCAUCGGAGCGACGGAUAUGUCCAAGAUGGAUGCAGACUCGGUGCCAUUCAUCUACAACUUUUCGCCGGCGGUGGUUCCCAUGCCAAACGAUUGGGGUGACAGGGUCAAGAUCUCCGGGUACUGGUUUUUGGACAACCCAGAGUCGAAUUGGAAGCCGCCCAAGGAGAUGCAAGAUUUCUUGGAGAGGGCCAGGAAGGAUGGCAAGAAGAUCGCCUACAUCGGAUUCGGGUCGAUCACAAUUGAGAAUGCGGAGGAGGUCUCGGCGAAUAUCAUGAAGGCGGUACACGAGGCGGAUGUGAGGGCGAUCGUGGCGAAAGGUUGGAGUGGACGUGGUGGAUCCAAGAGGAAAAAGAAGAAGCAGCAGCAUAAGCAGCAUGAUGCAAAACCGCACUUGCAGCACAAAGAUUCGACGAGCUCUCACACCGAGAGCGAGGACACGGCUACGGAGGAAGAGCACGAGCCGGAGAUCACGAUCCCAGACGACGUGUUUGUCGUCGACUCGGUGCCCCACGACUGGCUGUUCCCCCAGAUCGACAUUGCGAUGCAUCACGGAGGAGCGGGUACGACGGGUGCAUCGCUUCGUGCCGGAUUGGUGACGCUGAUCAAACCCUUCUUUGGCGACCAGUUCUUCUGGGCCAACAGGGUGGCCAAGCUGGGAGCUGGAGCGAGGGUUAACGGUCUCAGUGUGAGCGAUCUUUGUGAUGCGUUGAAGAGUGCAGCGUCGGAUCGAGUCAUGGUGGAAAAGGCACAAGGUGUAGGGGAGAAGAUCCGAUCGGAGAACGGCGUGGCGACGGCGAUCGAGUUUCUGUACAAAAACAUCCCGCUCGCCAACAGAAGGACGCAGAGGAGGCUGGAGAGGGAAGCCACACACGACUCCACCGACUCGUCCUACAGGACCAAUCCCUUGUCGAGAUUCGGCACGCACAGUCGACAAAACAGCGCAAGCGGGUCCGAGGUCAAGGAAAAGCACGGUCAGACCAAGCGCUCGGCCACCCUACCACCCGUUUCCACCUCUUCCUCGGAGAAGAGUGGGGACAUCCACCGAUCCAGCACGAUCUUCGAAUCGCCCGCCGACGAACUCAACUCCCCCUCCAGCCCCACCAGCCCCAGCAGCCCCAGCAGCGGCAAUCGCACCCUCCUCCCCUCCCUCCCCUCCCUCUCCACCCUCAACCCACUCCCCUCCUCCAUGUCCUCCAGCUUAAAGGAGAUGAUCGCCUUCCACACCUCCACCGCCGACACCACCGCCGACGGCGAACCCGCCCACCCCGAGAGAUCCAACACCACCCCUCCCGGCCGCCUCGCCCCAGAGGACGAAACCGACGAACAGAAAAUGCACCGCCUCAAGGGCUACAAGAACGCCAAAGCCGAAGACAUCCGCCGGAGAAAACUGCUGCUCGAACGGCUCGAGCGCGAAAAGCUGCAGAAGGAACAGCAGAGCCAAACAGGCCGCAAGGAAGAGCAGCACACCUAG
Pseudozyma hubeiensis SY62 is the source of this 4521-nucleotide messenger RNA. RefSeq names its product UDP-glucose:sterol glucosyltransferase. The record is from RefSeq and is a predicted model, not a curated record. Gene Ontology annotation, molecular function: hexosyltransferase activity; UDP-glycosyltransferase activity. Gene Ontology annotation, biological process: carbohydrate metabolic process. The transcript has a single exon. The coding region runs from base 1 to 4521 and encodes 1506 amino acids. NCBI's taxonomy places the organism in Eukaryota, Fungi, Basidiomycota, Ustilaginomycetes, Ustilaginales, Ustilaginaceae.